AUGUCGGGGAGCUACUCCUCGCGGCUCCGCGCCGGGGGCGGCGGCGGGGGCCUGGGCGCGACGACGGUGCUGGCGGCCAAGGUGGCGUUCGCGUCGGCCGCGCUGGCCGCGGCCGCGUGCAUGGUGCCGCAGCUCGUGUCCGGCGCCGACGCCUUCCUCUGGAAGCUCUACCUCUUCGUCACCGUGCACGUCAUCAUCUUCGUCAUCUGGAAGCUCUCCGACAGCAAGCACUUCCACGCCGCGCAGCAGCAGCACAAGGACCCCUGGGCGCCGUCGCCGCUCCACCACCCCGCUGCCGCGGCGCCCCCGCUGCUGACGGAGCCGGCCGUGCUGGCCGCCGUCAAGCGCAGGGUGGACUUCGCGCCCGCCCCCGCCGUCUUCUCCGCCGCGCCGGCCGAGGUGUACCGCGUGCCCCCGCCCGUGUCGCGCUGGCACGAGGCUGCCGACUCGGCGGUGGUCGAGGAGGUCGUCUCCCCUGUCUCAUUCGGCGGCGAGUCGUGCGUCACCACGGAGUCCGAUGAGGACGCUUCCUCCGCCGCCGUGUCAGCCUACAUCGCCACCGCCGACGAGGGCAGGAGCGUCUCGCCUGGACUGGCGCCCGCACGGGAACACGCGGUCCUCGAGCGUGGGGUCUCCCUGCCCCCUCGCCGGGCUACCGCGCCCACGGACGAACACUUCGACGGCGCCGACGACAACCACGACGGCGGCGGCGGCGACGACGACCUGGACGCGACGUGGAACGCCAUCAUGCAGAAGACGCGCCCGGCGACGGCGCCGGCCGCAUCCACCACCUCCCCUCCAGCCCCACGCUCGUCGCCUCCCCGGCCAACCCCAUCGCCGCGGCCGCGAGCCCGGGAGCCUUCCGUCGGCGCGGCGGAGCUGAGCAAGCGGUCAGAGGAUUUCAUCAAGAAGAUCCACAACUCCUUCGGCCGGCACCAAUAA
Messenger RNA from Triticum turgidum subsp. durum (durum wheat), 942 nucleotides. Lineage: Eukaryota; Viridiplantae; Streptophyta; Magnoliopsida; Poales; Poaceae. The record is from the annotation of a GenBank genome assembly.